UCAAGUUUUUCAUCUACUGUUUCCUUGAAGCUCCAGAUUAUUUGCAUACAGAGUGCCGUCUCAUCCAUACAGAUAUCAAGGACGACAACAUUAUGGUGACCAUUGAAAAUGACGCUGUCUUAGCUGACUUUGUCAAUUUUCACAAGAGGAAUCCCCAACCUAGGCACGUCCGAACCAAGGAUAGCCGCGAGAUCUACCUCUCACAAGGCAACUUUGGUCCUUUGCGAGGCCCCAGACUGUUGCCUCGGCUGGCUGAUUUCGACCUUGCCUUCCCUAGACGAGAUGGGGACCUUGGCCAUUUUCUGCCAUCCAAUCUCACCGGUUCCGUGCCCCGGAGGUACUGCUUGGCUGCCCAUGGUCGUCUAGUGUUGAUAUCUGGAAUCUGGAAUCUUGGUCUUCUUAUGUGGAAUUUUCUAGAAGACAUUAACCUGUUUGACCGGCCUGCUGGCGAAGAUGGCGAAUACGAUGCGCAUGUCCAUCUUGCCCAGAUGGUGUCUCUCCUGGGAGAUCCGCCUGAGGAGCUGGUCAAGAGGGAGCGACUUUUUCGCGAACACCAGCUCAAGAGGCCAGUCAUAAAUCCGCGCGGGAAGGAGUGCAAGAACAUGAAUGAGUUCUGGGGCGGUCCCUUUUUUGACGACGAUAACCAAAUUCUCCUCAGGGACCUUCUUGGGGGAGGGAAGAAGUUGGCAGAUACCGUCACGGAACUAGCUGGCGAUGAGAAAGAAGCAUUUCUUGACUUUGCUUCUGGCAUGCUCCAGUGGUUGCCUGAAAAGAUGAAGACUGCUAAGGAGCGGAUGCAACAUCCCUUUUUCGAUUCGUUUUACAAAGAUUGCGAGCGAGAUGGUAGGAAAUGUAGCAUUACUGAAAACAGUGGAUACAUGCAGAUUUUCAAGCUGAAAUAGGCUUCAGGCCAGCUAAAUAGGUGCCUUACCUUCCUCAG
Phialemonium atrogriseum is the source of this 940-nucleotide messenger RNA. RefSeq names its product Serine/threonine-protein kinase SKY1. The transcript has 4 exons. Lineage: Eukaryota; Fungi; Ascomycota; Sordariomycetes; Cephalothecales; Cephalothecaceae. The record is from RefSeq and is a predicted model, not a curated record. The coding region runs from base 93 to 902 and encodes 269 amino acids.